UUGGAGUACCUCCUCAGUCUGCCGGCGGCCCAAGCUUCCUCCGGCCAGCACUUCUCUCCGGCCACCAAAUCCUCAGGCGGUCCGAUUUGUUUCGCUCCUACCGUCAUCACCGUUUCGAGCUCUGAAGCCCCGAAGGAACAUCACGUCGUUGCCCAGACGGAAGUUGUCGGAUUUGUCGCCGAGCUCGGUCAGACAGCGGCGGCGCAGCCUCAACGUGCCUAUGCACCAUCAUCUCCUCGGGCUUCCACUCUUGGGCUGCUCUUCCUCCAAUUCGACCCGAACCCAACCCAACCCCUCCAGAACGGCCCGAACUCGGCCCAACCCUCCCUUUUAGCCCUUGGACCGACAAUCCAAACCCAAAUCGCUGGCCUCAAACCGACAAAAUCCUACCUCUCCGCUGCCCAAAAAACCGUCCCACCCGAGCCCUUCUCCUAUGGCACUAUUUCUCUAUCCGGCAGCAUCCCGGAGGUCCUUUUUUCCCCUCCGAAAUUCUCUAAAAUGUCGGAGGACCUCAAAUAUGCCCUCAUUGGAAAAUUCUCCUUCGGCAAGCUCUCCAACGAGGCUAUUCGGUCGAACCUCUCUCUCUUGGGUUUCUCCGGAUGCAAAAUUCUUUUCCUUCAAGCCAAUCACGUCUUGAUCAAAGUCGAUGAUCCAAACACGUCCACCAAACUUUGGUUGAAACGCGAAAUCUCUAUUCUAAAUUUUCCUAUGCGGGUUUUCAAGUGGUCUGCCGAUUUCGAUUUCACAAAAGAACCACCUAUUGUCCCAGUUUGGAUCAAAAUCCCAGCUCUCCCCCUUCAUUGCUUUGACUUAAAGGCUCUUAGAACAAUCGCCAACAUCUUUGGCACCCUUUUAAAAGUCGAUGAUGCCACACUAAAAAAACUCGGCUCCAAUAUGCUCGUUUUUGCGUAG
Messenger RNA from Striga asiatica, 912 nucleotides. The record is from the annotation of a GenBank genome assembly. Lineage: Eukaryota; Viridiplantae; Streptophyta; Magnoliopsida; Lamiales; Orobanchaceae.